AUGCGUCGCCCCAGCGGUUGCCCCACGGCCCAGAUCUGCAUCCCCCCCCCCGCCGUCCUGGUGAGGAGCUGUCCCGUGAAAACCCGCCCGGAUCCCCGCGGCACCGCCUGCAGCUUCCAGCAGAGCUUCUGCUUGCCUCCCCGCGGGAAUCCCUGCAGGAAUCCCUCCUACUGCUACACCAGAGUGCCCCAGGGCAGCACCACCUACGUGAAGCUGGGCGGGCUGGGGCUGGCACAGGCUGCGGGCUGUGGGGGGCCCUGUGGCCUCGCCAUGGCCUCGGGGGUCCCUCCCUGCUGCCAGGGGGUGACCAGCUACAGCACCACCUGUAGGGAUCCCUGCUGCUCCCAAGGGACCAUGUGCCAGGAGUCCUGCUGCCAGGAGGUGACCAAAUGCACCACGACCUGUGUGGAUCCCUGCUGCAAGGAGGUGACCAAAUGCAGCACCCGGUGUGUGGAUCCCUGCUACUGCAAGAAAGUGUCCAAGUGCUCUUCCAAGUACGUGGAUCCCUGUUGCAAGAAAACGACCAAGUGCUCUCCCAAGUGUGGAGAUCCCUGCUGCAAGAAAGGGGCCAAGAGCAGCAGCAGAUGUGCCACCAGGUGUGUGGAUCCCUGCUGUCGACCUGUGACCAAAUGCACCACCACCUGUGUGGAUCCCUGCUGCCAGGAGGUGACCAAAUCCAUCACCAAGUGUGUGGAUCCCUGCUGCCAGGAGGUGACCAAAUCCAUCACCAGGUGUGUGGAUCCCUGCUGCCAGGAGGUGACCAAAUCCAUCACCAGGUGUGUGGAUCCCUGUUGCCAGGAGGUGACCAAAUCCAUCACCAGGUGUGUGGAUCCCUGCUGCCAGGAGGUGACCAAGUGCACCACCAGGUGUGUGGAUCCCUGCUGCCAGGAGGUGACCAAGUGCACCACCAGGUGUGUGGAUCCCUGCUGCCAGGAGGUGACCAAGUGCACCACCAGGUGUGUGGAUCCCUGCUGUGGGGGCGUCCAGGCCGUCACCAAGCGCGUGGAGUCCUGUGCCACCCCCUGUGUCACCCAGGUGUCCUGUCCCACCCCCUGUGCCACCCAGGUGUCCUGUCCCACCCCCUGUGCCACCCAGGCCUGCCCCGCCUGCGGCCGGCGCUGCCCCCUCCGCUCCCGCAAAUUCCGGGGGCUCUGA
This is a messenger RNA of Lepidothrix coronata (blue-crowned manakin), 1155 nucleotides long. Its product is annotated as keratin-associated protein 9-1-like. The record is from RefSeq and is a predicted model, not a curated record. The coding region runs from base 1 to 1155 and encodes 384 amino acids. The transcript has 4 exons. Lineage: Eukaryota; Metazoa; Chordata; Aves; Passeriformes; Pipridae.